Messenger RNA from Topomyia yanbarensis, 11412 nucleotides. It is a transcript of the gene btv, whose product is annotated as cytoplasmic dynein 2 heavy chain 1. The transcript is spliced from 11 exons. The coding region runs from base 1 to 11412 and encodes 3803 amino acids. Lineage: Eukaryota; Metazoa; Arthropoda; Insecta; Diptera; Culicidae. Gene Ontology annotation, biological process: microtubule-based movement. The record is from RefSeq and is a predicted model, not a curated record. Gene Ontology annotation, molecular function: nucleic acid binding; ATP binding; minus-end-directed microtubule motor activity. Gene Ontology annotation, cellular component: dynein complex.
AUGGCUAAUCGGUACAAAUUUAUCUACGAUACUGCAGUUGAAUUCUUCAACGCCACUACCGUGGAGAACGACGAGAUAAUUCGUGAGUUUCUGGAAAACGAAGAUGUCACUAUAUUGGCUGCAGUUUCACUGGACGGUGAAAUACUUUUUCAAAAUGCGGUUCCUGUUGAGGAACAGUACUGUUUGCUGUUCUAUAAGAUUCCCAACCUGGACUACAACAGCCUAAACACUUCACCAAAAAUUGGAAUGCUUACACUGGAAGGUGGCCUGGCUAAGUCAAUAUAUAACUCGUUGCAGCGUGUUUUUUCUCCCUACAUUCUGAAGAAAUGCGAAUAUUCAACCGAAGUGAAGGCUAUUCUUCAAAAUCUACACUCGAACCUAGGUCUAUCGCUCGGAUUGACCGAAUCCGGUAUACUGUCAUUUCAGGAUGAGAUCAAUUUUUGGGUACAGAAAACGAGAACCUUACCGACGAAGGCUGAUCGGGAAGCGGCAAAAUCUUUCGCGGCUAUACUGGAAAAAAUUAAUGCUCAGUUGACGGAAGGCUCCAAUGCUAAUCUUAGCCAACUGGACGAGUUUAUCGACGUCUGUCAGACCCAUCUGGACGAAAUAUGGCGACUGCCACAUCACUACCCACAGAACCGCAUGUGUAGUAUUUUCGAUAUCAUUUCAACUCACGUUGUCAACACGUGCACCGAAAAACUAAUCGAGUUGGAUAUAUGGGACGUUGGAUCAAUCUAUCUAGAUGAGGCUAUCAACCAUGUCAAAGAAACACUAGAAUCCUGGUAUCAAACGUUCGACAGUUUGACGCGACUCUUCUGGCCAAACUAUGAACAACACGCGUGGAUCGGAAAACCGUACAGCUCCAAACAAUUGGACAAACUUCGUAGCCGAUUCUCAGAGAUUUUAGAAAUCAAGAAUUCCAAGGAUUUACUCUAUGCAUUGUUCUUCGAUAAUGAUGAACAAUUUCUUCGCAACACCGAUGUAGCAGAUCCCUUCAAAGAUAUAAACAUCUUCGAUCUCACUCCGCUGGGCAAUAAACGAUGGGAGAUGGCCAAGUCCCGCAUGGAGUCCAAUCUUGCCAAGGUAGACGAAAACGUGGUUUCUAUCCUGAAGCAACACAUUCACGGAAGUGUCGGAAAUCCACGGCAAGCGAUUCACGUGUUCAGUCGCUUCAAAGACAUCUUCAAUCGUCCGUAUGUUCUGAAAGCACUGACCGUGGAACGCGAGCAACUAUAUCAAAGUAUCCCAAUAAUUAUUCGCGAACUGCGGGAAAUGCUUGCGGCUACGAAUUACACCGAGGACGACGUUACGCCAAUUGUUUCCGAAACUCGCUGGUACCGAGUGGUGGAGGAGCAGAUUACCCAGCUGGAAGCGGUCGUGGUGAAGAUUCUCAACGAUCGUGAAGGAUUUGAGCAAGCGGUGCAGAAAAUCAUCACUUUCCGGGAGGAAAUCCAGGCUAUGAUUCGGGCUAACUUUGAAAGCUGGACCGACAACUCGAUGAGUGCGAUUCGCGAUGGGGAGUUAAGCCUUCGCGAGAACCAACCGGUAGUUAUUUUCGACAAAACCGAACGUCAGCUCAUGAAGGUCACCUUCGGUUCCAAGAUUGUAACUUUCUGUGACGAAGCUCGCCAUCUACAGAAUCUAGGACUGAAGCUCAGUCCGGAAAUUCAGAAAAGCAUAACCCACUCGAUGCGGUUCAUCUCCUAUGCACGAAGACUACAGCAGAUCGCUACAUUCCACAACACCAUUGGUGACAGGAUGAUUCCAUGCCAACGGCCGAUCAUGCUGAACAAUGCCAUGGAGUUCUCGAAGCUCGUGAAAAGUGAGUCUGUGUCAUGGAACGAUGAACACUCUGUAGAACGAUACAUCGACAGUCUUCAGCAAGCGGUUAAACGAUUAUCUAAGGACAACAAUCAGUUGACAGGCUACCACGAACAAGCCAAAAAAUCGGUGCUCAAAUUGAUGAAUGUCGAUCUUAUUCGACAGAGUAACGUCUGGAAGGACGAAAUGCGUGUUCUUCGCGAGAUUAUAUUCAACUUGGAGAAGCAAGCAUAUACCAACCUGAAUCCAUUCAAACUUCACUGGGAUCAUCAAUUGUACAAAGUUUUGGAGUAUCAGUACGUUUCCGGGCUACUCAACGUUCACCAAAAGUUACCGGAUAUUCACGUAGACUUGGUGUUUCGUCAGCAGAAAAUCCAAUUUCGUCCUACUAUGGAAGAAAUCAAGUCCAAGUACUACUCCCAGUUACGUCGAUUUAUCGAGAAACCCCUUGGUUUCAAAGGCCUUUCCGAGCAGAGUUCGAACAUUUUCAAAGCAAUGAUUGAACGAAACGCUCAAUACUUCUCAGUACUGUAUGAAAAAGCAGACGUCGUAUUCCGUGAGUUAUCGGAAUUUCGAGACAGUUGGCUACCUUGGGUAUCGCUUGGAAUGUCUGAUAUGGAACAGCUAUGCACAGUUCACUGUAUUACGUGGCAGCACUGGGACAACAAUUUCCGAGCCUGCAAGAAGUUUAGUCAACAAAUAGCUCGAAUUCAGCAGUCGGAAAAAGAGAUUGAUUGUCUGAUCGUCAACUACGCACCACUCUGCUCCGAUAUAGACGGCGUCAGCAGACGGUACUGGGAAAGUCUUGCUAACAGUUUACGAACGUCGAUCUUGGACAACAUUUCCACUUUGCAAGAGUAUCUAGCGUAUUCGUUCCAGGUGCUCCAAAACAUCCCGCAAGACGAGUGGGGCAUAUCGGAGUCUAGUGCGAAGUAUGAGAAAAUUGUUAGCGAUUUGCCAAGGAUGACCGAGUUGAUCAAGUCGCUGCAGGGAAAGGACAGCUGUUUGGCUGGGUGGUGUAAGGAGCGAGUUUCAGCACUCGGCGGUAUUCUGACCCAGUGGAAUCAGCUGCAGCCUUUGAUAGAAAACCACCAAUCGCUGCUGCAGGGUAGACUGGAUAUCAUCAAGGAGAAUAUUUUGAGGCAGAUCACCGAGUUGAACGAAGAAGCGGACAAAUUUUCUAUCCGUUGGGAGUCUACUAUACGGGAUCUGGAGACUAACGACCACGCUGAUAUGACUUUAUUCCGUGAACGCCAAAGCCAGUGGAAAAGCAUCGUUAAUAAACGCGAGACACUCCGAAAACAAACUGAAAAAUUCAAUAUAAAAGUUCCGGAAGAAUUCGACGCAAUAUUUGGCAAACUAGAAACGGACAUCGCGGAACAUGGCAAAAACUGGGAGAUCUUCAACAACUUUCUAACAGACUACGAUACGGUCGCGAACGAAGAAUGGACAAUCUAUCGUCGUCGACCGCACAUCUUUACGGAGUUUCUAUCUAGAUGGGAGAAACCCCCAAGUCCACCAGCUAGCGUAGCGAGUUCCCGUAUUGCAUCUCACGUCGAACGGUACAAAUCCGUCCAAUCGCUACUCAACGCUCUCCAAUCGGAUGCUCUGAUCGAGAAACAUUGGGCUAAAAUAUGUCAGCUGCUAAAAAUAGAUUCCAAAUCCCAACACGAUCUUUGUCUGGGCGAUGUCUUACUAGUGUCCGAUAACCUUCAACAGCAGGCAGCUGAAAUUCAAUCCAUCGUGCGACAGGCAGCUUCGGAGCAUGUAAUACGGCAAGCUAUAGUAGAGUUGGAACAAUGGGCCGCUACAGCAAUGCUGAAACUUAUCGAUCAUACAGACUCCAAAGGAGUUAUCAUUUCGUUGAUCAAAGAUUUUACGGAAACGCUGAACAAGAUCGGAGAUAACCAGUUUUUGCUGCAGUCCGCGAAGAAUUCAACCUCGAUUGAGUCCUUUUCCGAUCAAGCCGAUGUGUGGGAAGAGAAGCUCAACAAUCUGGACUAUAUCAUAACCCAUUUGAAUCAGAUUCAGAAGAAAUGGAUUUAUUUGGAACCCAUUUUCGGCGUUGGAACCUUAAAACGAGAAGAAGCCGUCUUCAAAAGCAUCGAUAAGAACUUCCGAUACAUUAUGAAAGAGAUCACCGAAGACCCGAAAGUAGUCGCGGUGCAUAAAAUAAACAACGUGCUGUCGAUUAUUGAAACGCUCCAGAAUCAAAUAUCCCGUUGUCAGAACGCUCUGAGUUCAUUCAUCACAACCAAGCGGAAUGCCUUUUCCAGGUUCUAUUUCCUAUCUGACGACGAUCUGCUUGAGAUUUUAGGCCAAUCCUCAAAGACAGCUGUUAUCCAAAAACACAUUCGUAAGCUGUUUCCCGGUAUCUACGGAUUGGUGAUAGACGAAUCCAGCUCUCGUAUAGUAGCGUUCGGCAGUGAGGAAGGCGACGAAAUCCGUUUAACAAACCCCGUAAUAAUAACGCCUGUAGUUGAAGACUGGUUGAACGUCCUGGUGACAGAAAUCAAAACAACACUCCAAUUUCUUAUCAAAAAGUGUCUCGAUGCGGUUCCCAUGGACGAAGCGACCAUUGGUGCGUAUCCGAUGCAAGUCAUAUGCCUGAUCAAUUCCAUCAACUUCACUCGACGAGCUGAGAAAGCCAUAUCCGGUAUGCAGCUGGCCGAUCUAAAACGUCAGAUUCAAAAGGAAAUCGAUCAAUUUUCUACCCUACUACACGGAAGCACCGAUCAAUUGACACAAAUCAAGCUACGUGCCCUGCUGAUUGAUCUAGUCUACCAAUCGACCACCGUAGACUAUCUGAGUAAUCACAACGUGACAAACCUGCAGGACUGGUACUGGCUCCAGCAGCUCAAGUUCUUCGUAGAUCGCAACGGGAAAGUGAUCAUCAAAAUGGUCUACGCAGAGUUUGAAUAUUCGUACGAAUUCCUCGGGAACUAUAGUAAGCUGGUGUACACAUCCUUGGCCCACAACUGCUACCUGAUAUUGACGCAAGCAAUGCAGCUAGGUCUCGGUGGUAAUCCAUUUGGGCCCGCAGGAACCGGUAAAACUGAAUGCGUCAAGUCACUAGGAGCAAUGCUGGGUCGCUUAGUACUGGUGUUCAAUUGCGACGAGAACAUCGACACCGCCGCCAUGGCUCUCAUCCUGUCCGGGCUAGCUCGCUGUGGAGCUUGGGGCUGUUUUGAUGAAUUCAACCGCCUCCAGGAAGCUACCCUUUCUGCGAUUUCUAUGCUUAUUCAACCCCUACAAGUUGCAUUGAAAGACAAACAGAAAGAGGUUCAACUGAACAAUGAAACCGUUCCGCUGAACAAUCACUGUUGCGUGUUUGUAACGCUGAAUCCAGCGGGCGAAGAAUACGGAGGUCGUCAACAGUUACCGUUGAAUCUACAGGCCCUUUUUCGACCAAUUGCAAUGCAAGCUCCACGACCACAACAAAUCGCUCGGGUUACACUCUUCGUGGAAGGGUUUAAACAUGCUGAUCGACUCGGCAGUCAGAUCGUAGAACUUUUCGAACUAUCCAAGAAGAUGCUUUCCAAACAACGCCACUAUGAUUGGGGGUUACGAGAAUUGAAAUCGAUUCUAUCGGCUUGUGGUUCCGCGCUGAAAAACGCCAACAGCGAAUUGACGUAUGACGAGGAAGCCGGACUAGCCGUUAACGUGAUUCGAUCGAACACUAUGUCCCGAUUGACUCUGUCCGAUUGCAAACGGUUCGAUGUUCUGUUAUCUAAUGUGUUUCCGAAUACCCACGUCGUUGGUAUUGCAAACGAAGAUUUGAGACUGAAGAUCAUGGAUGCUUUUUCGAUUCUGGGAUAUCAGCCUAACAACCGACAGGUCGAAAAAUGUUUGGAGUUGGCUGCACAAUUGAAGAAACGAAUGGGAGUUGUAGUUAUUGGACCUCCUCGGUCAGGGAAAUCAACAAUCAUAUCCAUAUUGAAGGAAGCACUACUGUUGCUAGGGAGUACAAUACGAGCUCAUAUAAUUUCGCCAAAAUCGAUGAAUCGAGUUAAACUGUUGGGUAAGCUGGAUCCGGACACUCGGCAGUGGACAGAUGGAGUACUCACGUCCACAGCCGUUGCCGUGAAUGCUGAGCCUCGAACUGUCACUUCGUGGAUUAUUUGCGACGGAGACAUAGAUCCCGUGUGGAUCGAAGCAUUGAACUCCGUACUGGAUGAUAAUCGUCUGCUGACUCUACCUUCCGGGUGGAGGAUUCAAUUCGGAAGCAAUGUGAACUUCAUUUUCGAGACACACGACCUUUCAACGGCCUCGCCAGCUACCAUCUCUCGUAUGGGAAUAAUAAAUUUAAAUACAGAUGAUCUACCUUAUCAGUUGGUGGUUGACGCAUGGCUAGCGAAACAAUCGGACGCGGAGAUACUGAAGUCUCUCCUAGAGCAACACUACUACAGAGCAAUUGAGUGGAUCGAGGAACAAAAGCUUCGACCGUUCGGCUACUCUCUCAUAAGUUUAGCCGAAUCAGGUCUGCUUGCUAUUGAACAGGCCAAGUCUAUGGAUCAGUUCUGCAUCGAUCUGCUGUGUGGACUCAAUGGAGUUCUGAGUGCAGAUGGAAAAAACAAACUGUCAAACCAAGUAUUCUCCAUGGCUGACAUAACGAUAACUGACAGUUCUGUAGCGGAGUAUCACUACUACAACAGCUUUAGGGAUAUGGUAGAGCUGUACAGCACCGACGAGAUUACCGGAUCUUUUAUCAACGAAAAUGUGUUCACGAAUGUUCUGGUCAAAACUCCACUGAUGAAGUUAUGCGGCGAACUGCUGAAACAAAGCAUCAACUCCGAAAACCGUCGCAUAACUUUGCUUGUUGGUCCUAGUGGCAAUGGCAAAAGUUUGCUUUUGCAAACCAUUGUCAGUGAAUUCAACGGCUACCAACUAGUCACAAUUAGCUGUAGUUCUCAGUUGACCACAUCCAGCAUCCUGAAUACUCUGAAGCAGAAUUCGCUUGUUCUUACCACCGUCAAAGGUAAAGAGUAUCGUCCGAAGUUCUCCAGAGUUGUACUGUAUUUCAAAAACAUUGACCUCUGUUCCGUUGAUCGAUGGGGAACGUGUGAAGUUGUCGAGCUCCUGCUACAAAUCAUAAACCGCACCGGAUUCUAUUCGGAAACUCUCGAGUGGAUAAGUGUCUCCGGAGUACUCAUCUGCGCUUCGGUUUCCAAUCUUCGCAAAACACAUAUUUCUCCCAGAUUUCUGUCAAUCUGCACUCUUGUGCAGAUCGGGUAUCCGAGCAACUUGGGCAUGGAGAGUAUCGUUAAAAGUAUGAUUCUACCGCUGUACAACCAACUCGGACAGAGUGCCGUGAAGCUUAAAUUAAACGACCUGGUUCGAGCUGUUAUGAACGUUUAUUUUGAAACGCAAGCACGUUUCAACCGUGGAGAAGUUUUACACUACCGGUUCACGCCAAAGAUGAUCGAGAGAUGGAUUAGUGGAGUUCUGUAUUACCCGGCCGAACAUUUCAGCCAGGCGAUGAGAUACGAGUCUAACCGAAUUUUUCGGGACCGUCUGCUAACCAACGAUGAUCGUCAGAUGUUUGACGAGAUUCUCCGAGAUAACCUCCGAGUGCUCCCAAAUGUUGAGGGUCGUGUUGUUUUUGGUCCCAAAGAAGGACAACAUAAAUCUGAAUUACAACUGAUGGAUGUCGAUAGCUGGAAAGGGUCUGUGAACCAGACUAUUUCAAUGUGUAAUGCUGAAGUUAUCUCUGUGGACAUCCCAUUCUCGGAAGAAUUUAUCGAUAUCGUGUCCUCCAUCGUCCGUGUUCUAUCCAGACCACAAUCAAACUUGGUUAUGUGCGGCCGAACUGGAUCAUGUCGUCUGGAAGCUCUAUAUGUAGCAGCCACCAUGCUGAACGUGAAGGUUGUUUUCCCACAAACAUCCAAAAACUAUUCGAUCAACGAGUUCAACAACGACCUAAAGAUUGCCAUGCAAAACUGUGCUUUAGAAAACGAACCGGCGGUGUUCUACAUUGACCAUUCACUGAUAGAGUACCAGGCUGACAUUAUGAAAACAUGCGAAGCUAUCUUGGAGAGUGCUGAAUUGGUGGAUUUCUUCGGAGACGACUUGGAAAACCUGGCUAAUCCUCUGAAGGCACAAGCAGCCUUGGAGUCGUUCCAAAUGUCUCUUUCUGCGUACUUUCUGCAUCGUUUGAAGAAUAAUUUUCAUCUGGUUCUACUGCUAGAGAACUCUUCUCCCAAAACGCGAGAUUUGUUCGAAAGCUACCCAGCCAUCUACCAAAAAUCUGAGAUGAUCUGGAUUCUACAAGACAAAAUAACUCCCGCCGAUAGUCUAAUUAAAUAUCUAGCAAGUAUCAGUAAACAUCAAGUUCCCCUACCCACUUUCUUUAACGAUAUCCUCGCUGAAAACCUUAGCGAAUGGUCCCGUUCACCGAAGCGUCGAAUACAGCUGAUCCAGACCUACUGGCACGUAUAUCAGAAGCAAAAAUCGGAGAAAGAACGCUACAAAUCUCAGAUCCAGAUCGGCGUAGACAAACUGUCGGAAACUCACAAAAUCGUGGAGAACCUGAAGCUAGAAGCACAAGAGAAACAGAAAGCGCUAGCCGAGAAACGAAAACUCGCCAACAAAUCCCUGGAAAUGAUAUCAACCACGAUGCGCAGCGCAAACGAUCAAAAAACGGAACUGCUCCAGUUACAACGUGAAACGAAGGAGAGUAGCGUAAAACUGAUCGAACGGAAGAAAGCAAUCGAAGAGGAACUCAGUCUAGUUGAACCAAUACUUCGCGAAGCUACCGCCGCUGUUGGUCAGAUAAAAACCGAAGCCCUGUCGGAGAUUCGAUCACUGCGAGCUCCACCGGAAACAGUUCGCGAUAUCCUGGAAGGUGUCCUGCGGUUGAUGGGUAUCCGAGAUACUUCGUGGAACAGUAUGAAGACGUUCCUCGCCAAACGAGGCGUCAAGGAGGAUAUCCGUUCGCUUGAUCCGGCUAGAAUUAGUCCAGAGAAUUGUCAAGCUGUCGAGAAACUUUUGCAGACCAAAGCCGAUUCGUAUGAACAGAAGAAUGCUAAGAGAGCCUCCGCUGCCGCUGCUCCACUGGCAGCGUGGGUUAUAGCCAAUGUGAAAUAUUCGAAGGUAGUACAAAGCAUUAAACCGCUGGAGCGCGAGCAGAAUGAACUUCGCGAAAACCUCGAGAAGGCAGAAACGGAAAUGAACUCUUUGUCCAGCGGUUUAGAUAAUGUUAACGAUACGGUCAAAGGACUUUCCGAACAAUUGAACGUCCACACUCAAGAAGCCGCUAUGCUAGAAAUAAAACUCGAAGAAGCAAAACAAACUUUGCACGCAGCGGAAGUACUAGUUCAAAACUUGAGCACUGAAUUCUUAAGCUGGAGUAAGGAGCUUGAAGAACUAAACCAUACGAUCGCUCACAUAGAUAAACGAAGCUUCAUGACAGCUUUCUGUAUAACUCAUGUCUCUCAUUUGACACUGGAAGAACGGAAAGAUACGUUACUAGCUGCGUCAAAGCUGACUAAAGAACAACAAUUCAAUCUGGAGGAUCUGGUGUCCAACCAAGACAAGAUCAUUUGGGAAAGUAUGGGAUUAAGUGCUGAUCAACAGUACCGCGAGAAUGCCACCAUUUUGAAUCAAUUUCUGAUGCUACCAUACGGAACCACCCCGGUUCCGCUUCUAGUAGAUCCCACCGAACUAGGUUUUAAAUGGCUCUGCAACUACUUGAACUAUCUAAACCACACUUUCGAACUGUCUAGUCAAUCCACCGAUCGAUUUGGGUACGUACUCGAGUUGGCGAUACGGUUCGGCAAAAUUUUGAUAGUUCGCAAUGUCAACGCUGUCGAGCCCCCGCUACUAUCUCUCUUCUUAUCCCGCAUCCACGUCAGAUUUAACAAACGAAUGGUACAAAUCAGCAACAAACUGAUCGAUCUUCAUGACGACUUCAAACUGAUCUUGGUAACCCAGAACGAACGACUCAAUCUGGGUUCCGAGCUGCAGGCGCACUUCAUGAACCUGAUGUUCACCACCACCACAGCAGGGUUAACCGAUGUGCUAACCUUCAACUGGGUACUAGCCAAAGAUCCGGAAAUCGAGAAGAAACGCGUGGAUUUGCUGCAGCAGGAAGGUCGACUGAUGAAGGAGAAACGUAGUCUGCAGGAUAAAUUGCUUCAGGAAUUAUCGUCUUCCAAAGGGGAUAUUUUGAAGAAUGAACCUUUGUUGAGUACGUUGAACAACAUCAAAGCUAGUGCGAGUCUAAUCGAGCAAUCGCUUAACGAAUUCGCUGCAAUCCGCGAUCAGCUAAUGGAACACUACAGUCGACGAAAGGAAUUCUGUAGCUUAGCGUCCAAAUUCUUCAUGGGUAUUAGACGUUUCUACAGUAUCAACGUAUCCAAGUUUACGGCCAUAUUCUUGAACGUGAUUGACAACGAAAAACAUUCAACGGCAGAGGAAAUGUACAAAAUGUUGGUUAAAAGGAUAUUUUCUCUACUGAGUCGUAGUAUCCCGAAAGACGAACAGACAAUUUUGGGAUUAAACAUCUGCAAACAGGCAUUCCCCGAGCAGGUUCCCGAGAAGGAAUGGGAAUCAUUUGUUUUUAAUUUCGCGCACGCUGAACAGACAGCAGUUCAACAGCUGCCAUCGUGGAUCAAGCAAGAGAACGUCCCAAAAGUACAAGCCCUGAAGCAUCAACACCCGGAAUUAUUCUCAAAGCUAAACUUAGACAAUACCAGCGCAUGGCUAAAGUACGUUGAAUCCAACGACAUAUCUCCACCUGCGAGCAUGACUGACUUCCAAGCGAUCUUGAUUGCACUAGUCCUUAGACCGGAUCUACUCAUUCGAACCAUAGCCCGUUCGGUUCAAAACAUUAUGGGACUUAAAGCGCUCUAUACGGUACGACCUUCGAUCAAGCUGCUUGCCGAGGAAAGCUUCCCGGAUGAACCGCUUCUACUGAUCACCGCUUCCGGGAUUGAUCCAUCCGAAGAAAUUCGCGACCAUGCAAAGCAUACAAUUGGCCUAGCAAAAUACGCGGAGUUCGCGGUCAGUAAGGGAUACGAGCAGGAGGCACUGAAGCUGGUUAAAGAAGCGGCGAAUGCUGGCAGCUGGGUUUGCAUCAAAAACAUCCACACGGUUCCACAGUGGCUGCGCCAUUUAGACGAAACGAUGAAGUCGUUAAAUUUAGCGAAUGGAUUCAAGCUGUGGCUUACGUCGGAAACGGAUGGGUCUUUGCACAACGCGUUUAUUAACAAAUGUAACAAAGUUUUGUUCGAGCCCCCAGCCGGGUUGAAGUACAAGAUGAAACUGUUAUUGGAACAACACGCUGGUACGGUAACUAGGAAGCGGGACUACAAAUCGAUCAAGAUGUACAUUGGCCUGUUUAUGCUGCAUUCCGUCGUGCAAGAGCGUCGAUCGUAUAUUCCUCAAGUCAGCGAUUUAGUGAUCAUGUCCGACUCGGCCAGCUGUUUAUCGGCAAUCGAAGCCGGCACAUCCCACUACCCGUGGAUCCAGGAAAUUGAAAACCUGCUACGAAAUCGUCCACUCAAGGUCUGCUGGAUUCCCGGUCACGCUGGCAUCCAUGGUAACGAGGAGGCUUACAUUGCUCCAUUAGGUAUAUCUGUUCCGGGUUAG